AUGGCGGACGCGGACGACAAUUACGAUGCCGGGGGGAUGUUCGAUGACCCCGAGGGCUUCUACGAGCCUGAGAAGGAGCCCACUUUCGCCGAGCACCCGAUGCUGUCGGGCCAGACGGUGCGCGUGAGGCUGGUGGGGAGCCAUCCUCUCUACGGCGAUCUUCUGUGGAAUGCCGGUCGAACCAGUGCCUCUUACAUCGAAGAACGAGCCCAGCAACUCAUCGCCGGAAAGGAUGUCCUCGAGAUCGGCGCCGCAGCCGGCGUGCCCAGCAUCGUCAGCGCCAUCAAAGGCGCCCGCACGACCAUCAUGACCGAUUAUCCGGACCCCGACCUUGUCGAGAACAUGCGCUUUAACGCUUCUUCUUCCGCACCCCUAAUCCCCUCGGGCUCGGCCCUGCACGUCGACGGUUACAAGUGGGGGGCCUCGGUCGAGCCGUUGCAGGCAUACCUUCCGGCCGGGGAGACGAGAUUCGACCUCCUCAUUAUGGCGGACGUGGUAUAUAGUUAUCGCGAACACGGCAACCUGAUCAAGACGAUGCAAAUGACGCUGAAGAAGUCGAGAGAGGCGGUCGCAUUGGUGAUCUUCACGCCGUACGAGCCGUGGCUAUUACCCAGGACGGAGACGUUCUUCCCCCUGGCGGAGCGGAGUGGAUUCAAGGUGACCAAGAUCUUUGAAAAGCUGAUGGAUAAUGUGCUGUUUGAGAAUGAUCCUGGGGAUGAGAAACUUCGCAGGACUGUCUUCGGAUACGAGAUCAGAUGGGCUGAGGAUGAAUUGAAAUGA
Aspergillus melleus is the source of this 780-nucleotide messenger RNA. It is a transcript of the gene efm7, whose product is annotated as putative nicotinamide N-methyltransferase Nnt1. The transcript is spliced from 3 exons. Gene Ontology annotation, molecular function: protein-lysine N-methyltransferase activity. Bases 1 to 780 code for a protein of 259 amino acids. NCBI's taxonomy places the organism in Eukaryota, Fungi, Ascomycota, Eurotiomycetes, Eurotiales, Aspergillaceae. Gene Ontology annotation, biological process: peptidyl-lysine dimethylation. The record is from RefSeq and is a predicted model, not a curated record.